This is a messenger RNA of Marmota monax (woodchuck), 1270 nucleotides long. It is a transcript of the gene Glrx3, whose product is annotated as glutaredoxin 3. The record is from RefSeq and is a predicted model, not a curated record. The transcript is spliced from 11 exons. Bases 53 to 1069 code for a protein of 338 amino acids. Lineage: Eukaryota; Metazoa; Chordata; Mammalia; Rodentia; Sciuridae.
CCCACCCCAUCGAGCCGCCAGCGCUCGACUGCUCCUGACUGGCGGCUGCAGCAUGGCGGCGGGGGCGGCUGGAGCUGCCGAGGCGGCGGCGGCGGCGGUGGUGGAGGUCCGCUCGGCCGGGCACUUUGAGGAGCUGCUGCGCCUCAAAGCCAAGUCCCUCCUUGUGAUCCAUUUCUGGGCGCCAUGGGCUCCACAGUGUGCACAGAUGAACGAUGUAAUGGCAGAGUUAGCUAAAGAACACCGUGAAGUUUCAUUUGUGAAGUUGGAAGCUGAAGCUGUUCCUGAAGUAUCUGAAAAAUAUGAAAUUAUUUCUGUUCCCACCUUUCUGUUUUUCAAGAAUUCUCAGAAAAUUGACCGAUUAGAUGGUGCACAUGCUCCAGAGUUGACCAAAAAAGUGCAGCGACACGCAUCUAGUGGCUCCUUUCCACCUAGUGCUAAUGAGCAUCUUAAAGAAGAUCUUAACCUUCGCCUGAAGAAAUUAACGCACGCUGCUCCUUGCAUGUUGUUCAUGAAAGGAACCCCUCAAGAACCUCGCUGUGGUUUCAGCAAGCAGAUGGUGGAAAUUCUUCACAAACAUAAUAUUCAGUUUAGCAGUUUUGAUAUCUUCUCAGAUGAAGAAGUUCGGCAGGGGCUCAAAACUUACUCCAAUUGGCCCACCUAUCCUCAGCUCUAUGUUUCUGGAGAGCUCAUAGGAGGCCUUGAUAUAAUUAAGGAGCUAGAAGCAUCUGAAGAACUAGAUACAAUUUGCCCCAAAGCUCCCAAAUUAGAGGAAAGGCUUAAAGUGCUGACAAAUAAAGCUUCUGUGAUGCUCUUUAUGAAAGGAAACAAACAGGAAGCAAAAUGUGGAUUCAGCAAACAAAUUCUGGAAAUACUGAAUAGUACUGGUGUUGAAUAUGAAACGUUUGAUAUAUUGGAAGAUGAAGAAGUUCGGCAAGGAUUAAAAGCAUACUCCAAUUGGCCGACAUACCCACAGCUGUAUGUGAAAGGGGAGCUUGUUGGAGGAUUGGAUAUUGUUAAGGAACUGAAAGAAAAUGGUGAAUUGCUACCUAUACUGAGAGGAGAAAAUUAACAAGUGUGGUGCCCAAGUAUUAUAAGAAAUAUUUAAUUACAGUGGAGCAGUUCAUGAUUUAGUCCUCAGAAAUGGACUAGGAAUAAAAAAUGCUUCUUACUCAGUUAUGCUUUGUGCAUCUCACAAGGUUGUACUAAAUAAAUAUAUGUUACAUUUUUUCCACCAAAAAUAGAAUGCAAUAAACAUCUUCAAUUAAAAUAA